Molecule: messenger RNA, 1092 nt
Organism: Rhipicephalus microplus (southern cattle tick)
Lineage: Eukaryota; Metazoa; Arthropoda; Arachnida; Ixodida; Ixodidae
Molecular function (GO): serine-type endopeptidase inhibitor activity
Source: RefSeq, a predicted model, not a curated record
AUGGACGGGUAUUACGCUCAGCGGUUCCAGCCGCCGUUGUACAGAUAUGCGUCGCUCUCACCACAGCCUCCUCCGUACCCAUUGCCACGUCAGGGGACCGGCAUACUCAAGUACCCUUUCAGUACUUACAAGACCCAGAAAGAAAAUACCACGAAAACCUUAAGGUUUGCCAUGGACCAGCCUGAUGAAGCAGCCCCCGCUCCAGAACCAAGUACAGCACCACCUCCCUUGGCGACCACAGCAGAAGGGACAACCACCAACCACUCUUCCACUUCCACCGCAGUCACUGCUAGUGUAGAAUCUGCUGAUGAAACCGAAGGGAGCGAAACAUCAUCGGUGGCGACAUCGCGAAGCCAAAGCACUGACGUUGCUGAAACCAGUGUGAAGUCAUCUUCAGCAACAUCCGGAGCUAGCGACGCUGAGUCCGGGACCACCAGCGGUUAUGCGCUUUCGAAUACCGCCAGUGGGUCAUCGCAGUCGGUUCCGGAAGAUAUUAAACGCUACUUCCGCCAUUACAACCAUACGUCUAGCGGUACAUCAAGCCUGAUUCCAACUUCUAGUGGCUUCGAUGCGGACGAACGAAGUGGCGUGGUGCCGCAGCGCCAUUCCAGACAAUCCAUGUCGCGCCGGUACGCAUUUAUGACCCUCCUGGCCGCACUUCUGACACUCAUGCUGGUCGGAAUGAGCACGGAUGUCUACGGCACGCUGUACCAUGGCCCAAAGGAUAUAACGCUGCCAGUGCCACCAGAAAACACUAUUGCGGUCGUCUUCCCGGAACCAGAAGGACGGGCACUGCCCGUUAUUCCAUCUCACAUGGUUUCUGGCAAUGCUGAAAAUCCAGGACUCGAGACCCACGAGAAUGAAAUCGACACCAAGGGGACUGGACCAGCUGAGUUAGGGCGAGCUACCGAGGUGUUCUCAGAUGCGCCUACCACAAACGCAGACGAAGUCCUCCCCACCGCCACCCCGAGCAUAGACGGUGACAGGGACGAGAUGACUACGGAGCGUCAGCCCAGCACUCAAAGAUUUAGUAGUCGGAAGGGGGAGAAGGACACUCCAUCAGCAUCUCUGAAAACACACAAUGCCAAGUAA